Messenger RNA from Diaporthe amygdali, 789 nucleotides. RefSeq lists its product as uncharacterized. NCBI's taxonomy places the organism in Eukaryota, Fungi, Ascomycota, Sordariomycetes, Diaporthales, Diaporthaceae. The transcript has 2 exons. The record is from RefSeq and is a predicted model, not a curated record. The coding region runs from base 1 to 789 and encodes 262 amino acids.
AUGUCGUCGACCAAGCUUGAAUGGUUCAUCGCCGAGGGCGACAACUUCAACUGGUCGACCCAGCCGUUUGCCACCACAAUGAAGAGCAUGAUUGACACAGGGCUCCACGAAUGGGGCUUUGUCAUCUAUCGCUGCGUCUAUGGCGACGAUGAGGCAUGGCAGCGGUACAUGAAGUACUUCGAGGAAGAUAUCAUCGAGGGUCUGGAGCACCAUGGUGGUGACGUAGUGUUACCGCAGUACGCCAGAUGGACAGUCAUAGAAGACCAGGAGACUCUCGACAGCGCGAGUAUUGACACGGUUCGCGACAUGUUUGUUGAAUGGCGCAACAAACACCAAGUGGAACUCGAGGAGCGCUGGAUCAACCGGAUCAUUCCCCCUUUGCUGAGGGAUGCGCCUAACCGGCUACCUCGCUUCACGUAUUGCCUCUAUGUCGACCAAAAGUGUCUCAACACCGUCACAGCGUUCGCAGAAAAGUUUCCAAAGCCGUCUUUCCUCGCGCCAAUUCCGCCUCCUCUCGUUGCGGUGUUGGUCGAUAGCGACUUCAAUGAGAGCCUGUACGUGGGCGGUGGGUACCGCGCUGCCCCGGACGAGCGAGGUCAGUUUCCUGCCAUCGAUGGACGCACAUGCAAAUACAUCGGUUGGGCUUAUGUGGAUGUGAAUGGGCUGGGUAGUUGGUACGAUGAGCUGCAUCGUCUCCGUCUGGACGAUGCGAUGAGCUACCGGCGGCCGCCCAAGAUCAUGCCGCUAGGGUUUGAGGCGUUGACUGACAACGGCAUCCAAAGAGUCUGA